This is a messenger RNA of Rangifer tarandus platyrhynchus (Svalbard reindeer), 450 nucleotides long. The record is from the annotation of a GenBank genome assembly. NCBI's taxonomy places the organism in Eukaryota, Metazoa, Chordata, Mammalia, Artiodactyla, Cervidae.
AUGGAGCAGGAAGGCCAAAACGAAGCCCAGGCACUGUCUGUCCUGGCAGCCCCCCAAGCCAAAGCCUGCAGAUCGCACAGGCAGUGUUAUGGUAGCCCCCAAGCCACGACUCAGGAAGAUAAAUUGGCCCCAGAGCUCCUCGGGCCCCAGUGCCCACCUCCCAACCAAGGUGGCUGUGGCCGGGGCCACAGGGGAGGUGGAGAUGGAGGCCAGCCUCUUGUGAUUAGCUUCUCCCCAAAACAGACAGAGCUGGAGGAGUUUGUGCAUCUGCACCUGCCUUGGGCCAGCCUUAAGGCUCUGCAGGUCAAGAUCUGGUUCCCAAAGCAGUUCCAGAAGCAGGAGAAGCGCUGUACAGAGGCGCGAGUCGCAGAUACACCCUGGCUCCGUCUCCUGACCCACCUGCGCUGUCUGCAGACUGGGCCACUUUGUUCUGCCAUGCUCUGGCUCUGA